Trametes versicolor FP-101664 SS1 is the source of this 609-nucleotide messenger RNA. RefSeq lists its product as uncharacterized. Lineage: Eukaryota; Fungi; Basidiomycota; Agaricomycetes; Polyporales; Polyporaceae. The record is from RefSeq and is a predicted model, not a curated record. The coding region runs from base 1 to 609 and encodes 202 amino acids. The transcript is spliced from 2 exons.
AUGCCUCGAGUUCGCAACAGCAACUCAACGGUCUCGUCUUACAAGCCCAGGGGCGUCCCUGACGUUCCACUCAAUGCCGAUCACUACGACGAGCACGAGCUUACUAGCGCAAGUGUCCCGCUUCCGCCUCCAGGCUCAGCAAAAAACCCAGUUGUCAUAGAAGAUGACGAAGACGCCAGACGGCACCGCGCGCUUCUUGCUCUGGGACCGCCGCCUGGUCUCGAGAACAACCCCAGGCGCUCCGAUACGCGCCAGACAACGAACAACAGUCAAGCCCAAUCCUCUACGAGCAACAACCGGUCUCAGCCCUCGACCAACAAUCUCGCGCAGGGAUCAUCUUCCUCGCGCACGAGCGACCGCGACGCACGCGCGGGCCCGUCGUCUGCCGCGGAGCCUGCGGCUGACCAAACGAGGUACAAAAAGACCGCAUCGCACGGGCACGCCCCGAAGACGUCUUCCCCGCUCAAGCAAGUCGCCUUCAAAGCUUCGACACACGUGUUGGCCGUACCAGCCACCCAAUACCGCUGGCACAUCCCUCCGCGGGGAUACUCAACGAGCACUGUGUCCGUCAACUCGGUCACCUCGUCGGAUUCCGAAUACGACGAGUGA